CACCGCGACGCCACCCACUUCGAGGUGGUCAAGGCCAUCGAGGAGGUCUUGCAUGGACGCGACUUGUUCGACCGUGAUGACCCAAAAACGAAGGGCAGGCCGCACAACUUCCAAAUUCGUCUCAAUCCAAACACUGCCGGCGGCAUCGGGAACGAUGGCACGGGCGUCUUGACCGUGGCACCUCGGGAGGUCGGCUUCAAGUUCCUUCAGUGGCUACGUGAGGACAAGUCGCACAUCGUUCGCGUGCUGGAGAAGAAAAUGUAUUUCGCAAGACUCGAGCAGCCUCCGUACAAGGACAUCGCGCAGACCUUGGAGAGAUCUGUCUACGUUGGCCCCGAGAAGCAGUUGGAGCGCGAGGAGAUUUUGAGAAAGCUCGACCAGGUGCUGCGCGUCGCGAAGGUGCAAUUUGGCAUCUGGUUCAAAGAGGAUGAUUUGCCGGAUACUGCUCGUUCUUUUUCCAUCGAGUAUGAACGCGACCUCGUCAAAAGCAGUGCCGGGCUCCUUGAUCUUGUGUAUGACCGGAAGAUGGUUCGCAUUGAGAUGGGCGAAAGCAUGACCGAGGAACAAUGCAUCGACAUUUUAAUCAAGUUUUCCAACAUUAAAAAGAUCGGAUUAGUCCUCGAUAGCGUGCAGGGUCCAGAGGGGGCCACAAAACGAGCAGCCGUCAUCUUUGAUAUGCUGACCCCUCCUAUAUUGGAGGAGAGGAGCUUCAACAACCGCCCUCGAGAGGGCAUUCAACGUAGGCAACGUAAGGAUAGGGAUCGAAUUCCACACCUUGACGAGUCGCACAAAAGAGUCGCGCCGUACGCUCAUCAGCUGCGGGUUAUACUCUACGACUACAAAGACAUUUUGCGGUUUGAGCAGAUGUGCCGUGACGCACAAUGCCAGCCUCAGCCCGUCAGGAUUGGAAAAAUCAAGGCCUUCUGGCGUGGGUUCUUCGCUGAGCCACAGGUCCACCGGCUUUAUAAGUGGGUCAGCACGAUGCCCUGGGCGGUCGCCUUCCAGGUCGAGGCUCUACUGCGCAACGGACUGGUUAACACCAGAGAGCUACUUGACUUGCAGCGGCCGAUCGAUGCCAUCGUCGCGCAGCACGGCAGCCAGGCGAACGAGAUCCUUCGCCAGUACUCGGUCGCACUGCGCAUGCGCAAGCCUCACGAGAAUCCGCUGCAGUGCUUCGAGCGCGCCUGCACAGAGGACGUGGAGCCGAUGAAGCUCUCGGGUAGCACGUUCGCGUGCCACCAUGUCACGUUCACGCCGACCCGGCUGCUCCUCGAGGGCCCGUACGUGAUGCAGUCCAACAGCGUCAUCCGCAAGUACCCUCCGGAGUUUGCGGAGAACUUCAUCAGAGUUGAUUUCAAGGACGAGGACCGGCUCUCGUACCGUUUCGAGGGGAAGGUGGACGCCACCUGGUUCUUGCAGGUGCGGGUGGGCGACGCGUUGAAGAAAGGGUUCGAGCUCGCCGGCCGGCGGUUCGAGUUUCUCGGCUAUUCGACCUCCGCGCUGCGCGAGCACGCGGUCUGGUUUGUCGCUCCGUUCGAGUAUCCCAAGGGUCAGCUCGUCACCGCGGAGACGAUCCGGCAGUCGCUGGGCGACUUCAGCGGCGUGAUCAGGCAGCCAUCGAAGUACGCCGCGCGCCUCGCGCAGGCGUUCACGGCCACCGAGACUUCGGUGGAGAUCAUCCUGCCGGACCAGCUGGACGAUGACAUGCCCGACUUGGGAAAGGAGCCGUACAUACACACGGAUGGUGUAGGUACAAUCUCACCGGAGCUGGGUGAUAUGAUAUGGCAGGCGCUUUGUCGCGAGCGCAAGCACAUGAGUAGCAGAAGCGUAAAGCCGUCGGCGUAUCAAAUACGGUUCAUGGGGUACAAAGGUGUCGUUGUCGUCGAUGAUCGCCUGAAGGGCAUCAAGAUGCGCCUCAGGAAAUCGAUGAAGAAGUUCGUCGUUCCCGGUCAAAGUAGAGCAAAGAUUGAGAUAGCCAGGGAUUUCAACAGUCCGAACUUUUGUUACUUCAACCGGCCCAUCGUCAUGACUCUUGAGGAUCGGGAGGUUCGUUUGCAAGCGUUCCUCGAUCUCCAGGAGAAAGCAAAAGCGUCUGUGUACAUGGCCAGCGAUUCGUUGGCAAAUUUCCGUCAGCUGUUGCGAGAUACCGGCUUGGGAGCGAAAUUUCGGCUGCCCUUUAUCCUGGAGCAACUGGAAAAACUCGAUCUCGAUUUCAAAGCGACGAAAAAGACCAAGGCCAUUGACAAUCCUUUCCUCGAUCGGUUGGUCAGGUAUACCACGACCCAUGCUUUGCGAGACAUGAAGUAUCGUGCUCGCAUCCGCAUUCCAAACAGCUACCUGCUUGUUGGUGUGGCCGAUGAAGGGCAGGCGUAUAUUCAAGAAGGUCUCGAUCCAGAAUCUGUGCUCACUUUGGAACAAGGCCAAAUAUUUGCUUGUGUUCAGGAGUCCCCUGACCUAGAGCCAAAAUGGCUGAAGGGAUGGUGUGUCCUUUCUAGAAGCCCAGUCGUACACCCAGGUGACGUUCAGAGAGUUUGGGCCGUUGGGCAACCGCCGGAAGGAAAAGUUUGCUUUUAUCGAAAUCUUAAGAAUGUGGUAGUGUUUCCGGCUGUGGGCGAACGAUCCCUAGCAUCAUGCCUCGGUGGAGGCGAUCUGGACGGGGAUCUCUACGACGUCUAUGCAGAGAAUCCGAGAUUGCUCCCCACUCUCGAAACCGACUCUGCCACCUAUCUCAGCGCGGGCACUCGCACAAUCGAUCGGGACAGCACAGUCGACGAUAUUUGUGAUUUCGUGGUCGAGUACAUCAAUUCUGACGUGCUGGCCUUCUUGGCGACUAGACAUCUAAUUAUUGCAGGUCAGUCUAUGGAAGGCACGUAUGACAAGCGUUGCAUGGACCUUGCCCAGCUCUGCUCGCAGGCGGUCGACUACAUGAAGAACGGAAUCGCCGUCGACGUCGACAAGACAGGUAUACCUCGUCCCACCAUGAAGUUUAAGCCCGACUGGACGAAAGCAGAAAUUACCGGCGCGCGCGAAGCCGACUACUACGAGUCGCAGCGCGCGCUCGGGCACUUGUACCGUAACAUCGAACUUCAGGACCCAAAGGCUCUCGAUAGCAACAACCCCGCGAAGACUAGUAAGCGAUAUCCUCCGCUGUCGGAUCCUAUCUCGCGUGCGCUGCGGCCGCUGGUUCAGCGUGUCCUUGCGCGCGACUACAGCGCGCCGGACGGGACGUCUCAGCGGGUCGCGACCACGUUCGCGCGAUAUGCACGGGAGCUGCAGUAUAUCAUCGUGACACACACACUGAGCGAUGCGCCGGAUGUGCGGCUGAUGGAGGAAGAGAUCGUCGUCGGCACCAUUCUCGCGAACUGCACGGAGAACAGGUGGCGUAAGGAUAGGAUGUAUCGGAUGCGGCUGCACGCGGAGACACUCGUCAGGGAUAUACGGCGCCGUGUGCAGCCCGAUGGCAUGAAGGUCGGCAUGGGCGAGGGCGAGGCCACAGAGCAAACAAGCAACGAGGAUUGGAUCGCGGCGCUAGGGAACGCGUGGGAGGCAUGGGACUGGAGUCUGAGAAACGAGAGGAUGGAAGGGGCGAGGAGCUUCGGGUUGAUCAUGUUGGGCCUUGUGUUGGACUGCCUACAAAAGCUGGACGCCUUGCCCUUGACGAAAUCUCCCGAGUCCCCAUAA
Molecule: messenger RNA, 3681 nt
Organism: Heterobasidion irregulare TC 32-1
Lineage: Eukaryota; Fungi; Basidiomycota; Agaricomycetes; Russulales; Bondarzewiaceae
Exons: 12
Coding region: 259-3681 (1140 amino acids)
Biological process (GO): siRNA processing
Cellular component (GO): nuclear RNA-directed RNA polymerase complex
Molecular function (GO): RNA-directed RNA polymerase activity
Source: RefSeq, a predicted model, not a curated record